This is a messenger RNA of Besnoitia besnoiti, 2967 nucleotides long. RefSeq names its product putative serine/threonine protein kinase AktR. The record is from RefSeq and is a predicted model, not a curated record. The coding region runs from base 1 to 2967 and encodes 988 amino acids. Lineage: Eukaryota; Apicomplexa; Conoidasida; Eucoccidiorida; Sarcocystidae. Gene Ontology annotation, biological process: protein phosphorylation. The transcript has 8 exons. Gene Ontology annotation, molecular function: ATP binding; protein serine/threonine kinase activity.
AUGUCGCUGCCACCGAGCGCCCUCCGACGCCACCAGGCUAAGCCGUCUGCAGCGGCUUCGCCGAGUCUCAUGUUGGACUCACCAGUGAAGCGUGCAGUCGGGGAGGGGAGGAGAAGAAUUCCCAGGAGUCUGCGCGUUUUCCACGUUCAAGGACCCGGUGUACGCGUGCGCAUCACAGCAGAGCAUCCCGACGAGCAAACCACAGGGUGGCUGCUUGCGCGAACAAUUGAACUGCUUGCGGAGAAAGGUCUGGCUGACGGCGUCGUCGCGCUGCGAACAGAUCCCUCGGGGCCGCUCGGCAGGCGCCACUGGCUUGAUGUGUAUCUGCAGGAUAUGCAUCGGCCUCUGGGGCCUCUCAACUUCGAAGAUCAUUUCCAGUGUGUGUACAGCGAGGCCAUUCUUCCGCCAGAAGCAGGUCCUUCCCAGAGCCUGGAACACGCUCAUGUCGAGAGGCUGGGCUCCAAUGGCGAGAAGCAAGAUCUUGAAAGAGAUCAGAGGGUCCCGGUAAAAUGUUCUGCCGGUUCACUGAGCGAUACACCAUUAAACUGGGGUCCUGCGGCCCGAGCCGGGGGGUCGACUGUGCCGCCCGCGUCGGCGCGCUGGGGCGACAGUGCCGCCCGCGUCGGCGCGCGGGGACCUUCUGUCCUUCACCACCGGACUACGUCUUCUAGGCACCUGGGCAGAGAUGCCCGGCUUUCUCAGUCUUGUGGGAACGCGUUUUUCUCCCAAAGCUGCACUUCUGCAGAAGCGUCGAACGCUUUCUACCGCAGCGACGCCGGCUCCUGGCAGGAUCUUUCCAGCGAUAGAGGAAACUACGCUGUGGGCUCAGAUGCGCGAGGCAGUCCUUCGCAGUCUUCGUCUUCGCACGGCGCCCCUCCUCCGUCGCCCGUGGCUCUGAGCACGUUGGAGGUUCCUCUGCAAAGGGGCGUAGACAGCCCCCGCUACCCGCGAAGCACAUCUGGCGGGCACAGGGACUCGUCGGCCUCCCACGAGGGCUCUUCAGGGCAGCACGAAGGGGCGACUUGCACGUAUCGCCAUCCGUCUCGGCCUGGAGGCGUGUGUGUAUGGCAUUUUCGGGACGAGGGGGUGAUUGGAAGCGGAGGCUUCAGCGUCGUUUACAAGGUACGGAAGAAAGACACCGGACGCCUGUAUGCCAUGAAAGUCGUGGCAAAAGACAAAGUGGCUCACGAACGGCACAAAAUCCGCCGAGCGCUCUCUGAAAGAGACGUCCUCAAGCAGUGCGACUCGCCCUUCAUCGUGAAGCUCUACUGGGCGUUCCAGACCCGGCGACACCUAUUUCUCGUUAACGAACUGUGCCCUGGAGGAGAUCUCUUCCGUCUCCUUCGCGACUGUCGUCGCUUCCCCGAGGACGUCUGCCGCUUCGUGUUCGCGGAGGUUCUGCUCGGUUUGCACCACUUGCAUGCGCGCAACAUCCUGUACCGGGACUUGAAAGCCGAAAAUGUCUUGGUGGACCUGGACGGGCACUGCAGGCUAGCGGAUUUCGGCUUGUCCAAAACUCUCUCCGAUGGCUGCCGACGGACCUACUCUUUCUGCGGAAGCCCAGAGUAUCUGAGCCCAGAGAUGCUGCUAGGCACAGGUCAUGACAAGACGCUGGACUACUACGGCCUCGGCGGCCUGCUGUACGAAAUGCUAACUGGGAUUCCGCCGCACUACUCGGUUAAUCGAAACUCCAUGUACAGCAAGAUACUUCAGGGAAACCUGUCGUUCCCAUCUACGCUGAAGGUGUCUCCCGAGUCAAUGGAUCUCGUGGAGCGUCUACUGCAUCUGGAACCUGCACGCCGACUGGGUGCCGGUCCGGCAGGCGUCGACUCAAUCUUUGCCCAUCCCUGGCUCCGCGACGUCGACUGGAAGCAAGUCUCGGAACGGCGGGGCACUAGUCCACUGAUGCCUUACCUCCAACGGCAACGGCUGGGAAUUGGCAACAGUCACGAGCCGCUGUAUUCUCGUGUAGCAGCUGGCGUCAGCGGAGCGUGCUUCCCGGAAUUUUCUCCUUCCGAUUUCUUGUGGGAGGCACCGACUACAUGCCCGUUUCGUCACUUCGAUUGGGAAAACAAAUGGCUUUUGAAUGAAGCACCAGAGAGGUGCUCUCUCAUCUUGCCUACCGGCAACACCGGCGGCCACCAAUGUUAUGAGUCGCACGACGAUGACAGAGUGGCGUCAAGCCUUGCCGCUUUCGGUAGACUCGAGGCUCCAGUUGCACCGCCUUUUGGCAGAGCUCCCAGGGCCGCGCAGAUGCCGCAGGAAACAAGUCAGAGGCUGGAGAAAGACUGUGGAGAUCGCACUAGGGUGAUUGCUACAGUGCAUAUACAGUGCGCCCCUGAUCCAAUCCUCAAGCGCACCCGCAUUGUUCUAAACCAAACCAACUGUGCCUCCGUCGGAGCUGCCGAAACUGCUUCGCAAGAUCUACCGGUCUCCCUUCCGUGCUCAGCGGCCCCAGCUAGCCUACGACACCACCGAAGCAAUCUAUCGACACCUGAUCAAGUGUCAAUAGGCUCGUCGUCGUCUACCCAGAGUUAUUCCUGCGUGGCAGCCCUUACCGGUACAUCAGGCAUGAAAGCAAGUGGGGGGUGGGUGACUGUGCACCCCGAAAUUCGCUUUCCAUGUGCUGGGUCAAUCCAUGCGCAUGCAGUGGAUGACCUGGCUGGCAAGAGGGAUGAGCCAGCAAAUGGCGGGGGAAUCGCACAUCACAUUGGUCACAACGGCGUAGCCCACGCAGCAGGCACCAAAGCGCUUCCCCGCCCCUCGUUUGCCAAAACUACAGCGGUCCGUAACGCAAAAUCGAGAGACGCUCCUCUGCAGUUGCCGAAGCCGGUCGCCGCGGUGGCGCAGUUUUCGUCAAGACAGAGGCCGCCCACGGGGCAGGACGGGACCAAGGUGUUUAUGCGUGGUACUGUGUCGAAUCAACUAAGGGCAAGAGCGCUACAAUCGGUUCUCGAGUUGCCUUAG